AUGGCGACAGAAAGAGCAGCUGUGAUAUUAGAAAGAACUGGUCCGUCUCUUUUGAAGACAUGCGACUCCACCGAGGCUCAGGACUCUGGAGAGGGAAAAGUUAUGACCGCUUAUUUAAUGGACUGCAGACGGAAACAGAAGAUCAUGUGCCAUCAGCAUGGUGUCAUGGACGACAUGUUGAAGCUUCUUGCAGGUCUGGAGUCAGCAGAGCAGUUCCUCAAUGAACCAUGUCCACCUAAUCCAGACACUGAGGCCAGCACUCCCUGGAAGGCUUUGAAAGCAGAGUAUCUUGAGCAGGUCCAGGAAGUGGAAGGGAUGAUAGGCACACUGGUGGAGUGCAUGGAAGAGCUACUCAAAAAACGGCAAAGGCUGGAGGCACUAUUGGUAGACCUGGAAAAGAAAAAAGAGGAGUGCAAGGAACAGGAGCGAGCUGCACUACAAUCGAAGCAGAGGGCUGAGAAACUGAUGAAUCUGCAAAUAGAUGAUUCCCUGCAGAGAGCCCAGGAUGCCCUGCGUGCUUGUGACAGACGGCUUUCUGAACUCAAAAUUCAAGUAGAUGAUCGUUUAGCCAAGGCGUCUAAUUGGAUGGCUUUUAGAGACAGGUUGCAGGCUACCCUGGAAGUCACUCAGGCUAAUAUGCAGUACAAGUUGUUGUCUGCGAGCCCCUCUGAGCUGUGUCUAGAGCUUCUGCCCCGCUCCACCCAACAGUCCCUGCAGCCUCUUCAUCUGUCUAUCACCAUGACCAAAGAAGACCACUUCCGCCUGCAGGUUUUUCAGGGCACCGCAGGCCUCUUGGAGGAGUCAGUGGAAGGCCCUGUAAGAGAGCUGAGUGCUGCACUGUUGGAAGUGAUGGAGUGCUACAUUAGUCAAGGAAAGAUGCUUGCUGAAAUCCAGGCUCUGCAUUCCAGGUUUGCAAUCGACUGGUGUCCAGCAAAGCGCCUACUGAUCUUCCUCAAGUCCGCCACCACAGUGUGCCACCUGGAGCUGGACGAGGGCUACCCGUCAAGUGGCUGCGCCAAACUGCUUGCUGUGCGCAAAGAUGGCAACCUUCUCAAUCUUUCUGCCCUGCAGCCCAUUGUGAUGAAUCCUACUCUGACAGAUUGGCUUGAGUUUCUCUCCUCAUAUCCGGAUUUCUGAGCACAGCCUGCAAAGUGAAGCAAUGCAAAAAUGUUUACUAUGGUUGCAUCUCACCUGUAUGUAUGUAAUAAAAUAAUCUUGACUGGCAAUGUAUGUAAACGGCAAAAAUAAUUAUUUAAUGCUAUUAGCACCUGUCUGCACCAGGUAAUGCAUCAAUCAGAACAGUUUUUGAGCAUCAACAUGUACAUCAAGUGUUGUCUUUUCUGUGUUCGUCUUGUUUUGUGUAUGCUAUAUUACUGUCUUUAUAUAGGAAACACCUGUAGGUGCUACUGAAUCAUUCUGUAUGUUUUUCUAUAAUAUUUUUUUUCUAAAAAAAAAAAAAAGUGCUAUAAUAGAUGUUUUAAAACUUAUCCGAUAGUAAAUAUAGAGAAUUGAUCAAAUAUUAUAUCUCACUAUACACUCUAUAUUACACUAUACACUCAUGGGCCACUUAAAUAUUUACACCUUUACCUUUAAAUAUUUACACCUAAACCUCAGAAUGGGUAAAAAAAAAAAAAAAAGUUAUGUCAGUGACUUUGACUAUGGCAUGGUUGUUGGUGCCAGUCGAGCUGGUUUUGGGGAUUUUAGAAACUGCUGAUCCUCUAAGGUUUACACAGAAUGGUGUGAAAAAUGUAAAAUGUCUUGUUGAUGAGGUGUCGGAGGAUAAUAGCCAGGCUGGUUUGAGCUGACAGAAUAGCUGUGGUAACUCAGAUAUCCACUUUACAAUGCGUGAGCAGAAAUAUAUAUUAGUGUGUAACUUGUUGAAUUUUGAGCCAGAUGGGCUACAACAGCAAACGAUUACAUCAGGUUCCAUUCCUAUCAGUCAGAACAGGAAGCUGGGCUCAUUGAAACUGGGGAGAUGUAGAUGGGGAAAAGACUAGAUGAGACGAGGCAAUCUUCCAUGAUUAAAACUAAACACAUUCAUGAAUAUGAACUAAUGGCUUAAUUAAAUUAAAUCUGUUUGUAGUGGCUAAUUGGCAAAAUUUAUUAGUAAAGCUGAAAAGUGGGUGCCAGUAUUUACACCCACUGACCUGAUUAUCAACAUUUAUAACAUUUCAAGAGUGAGCAUCACACUGAAUCCCCCCUCUCUUCUUGUUAAGAAGAUCUUAACUUUGUGAUGUUUUGAAUAACUCAGCCAUGAGCAUUUAAUGCAGGUCUAUUUAUUUAACAUUUAAACAAACAGUUAAUUCAUUGCCUUUGAUUUUGCUUCUGCAUUAUUAAUGCUGAGGUUUAUAGGUUUCUUAUCUUAAAUAAUGUAUAAUAGUACUAAUGUUAAUUUAGUGUUCCUUAAUGUGAAACAAUACCACAUUAUGUUAUAAGAGAUUGACCUUUUUUUUCUUAUUAUUUGUGUAUGAACAGACUUCACCAGUAGGAGGCAGCACAUAUCAAUUUGUGUUUAUGUUUGCCCACCCUUAGAAAAUAAGGUUCAUGAAUGAUUAUUUGGAUACUUAUAACUUUUUAGAUUCAUACUGAACUGGUUCUGUUUGGAAAUCUCUCUGAAACAAAACCCCUCUGUUGUAGGGUUCUACCAAAAGACAAACAAAAAACAUUUCAAGUUCUAGAUUUAACUUUUUUUUUUUUUUUCUCCAAGAAUGUAGGACUGCUCCAGCUCUAAAUGUAAACCUAUUUAAACAAUUUUGUUUCAUUAAACCUGGGAAUAGAAUAAUUCUCAA
Molecule: messenger RNA, 2789 nt
Organism: Ictalurus punctatus (channel catfish)
Lineage: Eukaryota; Metazoa; Chordata; Actinopteri; Siluriformes; Ictaluridae
Exons: 10
Coding region: 1-1137 (378 amino acids)
Biological process (GO): mitotic sister chromatid segregation; establishment of localization in cell; mitotic cell cycle checkpoint signaling
Cellular component (GO): cytosol; nuclear body; kinetochore
Source: RefSeq, a predicted model, not a curated record